GGGCCUCCAUAAAGUGGCGCGGCCCGCGGGCUCGCUCUCCCUGUCGGCGCAGAGCAUGGUGUUGGGGGCGCCGGCCUCCCGGGCGCUCCUACUGCUGCCGCCGCUCCUGCCGCUGCCGCAGGUGGCGCUGGGCUUCGCGGACGGCAGCUGCGACCCCUCGGACCUGUGCCCGCCCCAGGCCCGCUGGAGCAGCCUGUGGCACGUGGGGCUUAUCUUACUCGCUGUCCUUCUGCUGCUGCUGUGUGGGGUCACAGCCAGCUGUGUCCGGUUCUGCUGCCUCCGGAAACGGGUACACAGCCAGCCACACCUGCCACCAACACCUCAGCCUUGCGACCUGACGGUCAGCCCUAUGGACAGCGACAGCCCUGUGCACAGCACUGUGACUUCUUACAGCUCUGUGCAGUACCCGCUGGGCAUGCGGCUGCCCCUUCCCUUUGGGGAGCUGGACCUCGACUCCAUGACCCCUCCUGCCUACAGCCUGUAUGCCCCUGAGCUGCCGCCCUCCUAUGAAGAGGCUGUCAAGAUGGCCAAACCCAGACAGGAAGAGCCACCCCCCUCUUAGUAACCCAGUCCUCUCCCUGGGUCCUGAGGCCUAGAGACAUUGGCGGGACUCCAGGAGCCAGGCUCCAGUGCCCAGCAUCCCCAGCGGUAGCCCUGGUGUCCCUCAAAGGCUGAGGAAAUCUCUCUUGAACCUCCCAGUCCUGCCAGCCACCCUGUGCUCAGAGGGGACCAGUGCGAGGGCACCCCAGCACACCCCUACCAUCCUUCCCCGGGGAAGGCCAGCCCGUCCAGCACAUUGCUGCAGCCCUGGCCUCGUUGCUAUGUAACGCCAGGCAGCCCAGCCAGCUGGCCCUGUGUUGGCCACACACAUGCACCCACACACGCUAGGGCAUGCUCAUGCGAGCUGCUGCAUUCACCCCUGACCCCACAGGCCUCAGCCUCAGGGCUCGGGGCUGGCUGUGACACCCCCAGCUUUCUGGAGAGAGAAUAAAGUUUGUACCUAAGUGAUCUCCAUCUGUAGGAAAAGGCUCUGGGAGGGGCCUGUGGGUAGCCACCCCCAAGUGCAGGCAGAAGGGCAAGUGGUAGUCUUCGACCUGCCCCAAAUCUGGCUUUCAGGUUGGUGCCCAGAGCCCAGAGCUGGGCAGUGCGUGGUGUCAGAUGUCACAGCAGGAAUGACGGGCCAUGUGCCACGGCUGCCCUAGGAAAACCCUCUCCUUUCUCCAGUCCCAAAUCCUUGCCAGCCCCUCCUUUCUAGGCUAGGUAGGGGCAGUGAAACACACCUUAGUCGGGCU
Molecule: messenger RNA, 1292 nt
Organism: Ailuropoda melanoleuca (giant panda)
Lineage: Eukaryota; Metazoa; Chordata; Mammalia; Carnivora; Ursidae
Gene: TMEM52
Product: transmembrane protein 52
Exons: 5
Coding region: 56-562 (168 amino acids)
Source: RefSeq, a predicted model, not a curated record